UCCUCUCAAGUAAAUAUUGAGAGACUGUUUCAAGUAGAUUGUUUUUCAUCGCUUAGUUUUCUUUUUACUGUGUAAAAUUCUUUGUAAUGAGCAAGCAUCCGGAGGAGUCAAAGAAUGGACUCUCGGGCUCGGAGUUGCCACGUUCGCCUGAAAGUCUUAUUGAUCUGAAUUUCGUGCAGCCAUUCAUGAGAGCACCGUAUCUUAGUGCCGUGGCGACUGAGCGCAAUGUGCCGACAACCGAAAAUAUUCCCCCUAAUCUCUUGGAGAGAAUUUUUUAUCUACUCUCGGUCAUAUUGAUGGUGAUAACUUUCCCCAUUUCGGUGUUCAUGUGUCUCGUGAUCCUGCAGGAAUACCAGCGAGCGGUUAUUUUGCGCUUAGGUCGCCUCCUCCCUGGCGGACCGCGUGGUCCAGGACUGGUUUUCACAUUCCCGUGCAUUGAUGCGUACAUUAAAGUGGACCUGCGCACCACAUCCUUUGACGUAUCGCCCCAGGAGAUUCUCACCAAAGAUAUGGUGACGAUCAAAGUCGAUGCAGUUGUCUACUACAGCAUCAAGCAGCCCAUUGAUGCAGUUCUGCAGGUCUUCGAUCAUAGAGGAGCCGUUGAAUUGAUGGCCAAGGCCACGCUUCGAAAUGUGGCCGGCACCCACAUGCUUCUGGACCUCCUAAUGUCCAAGGAGACGCUGUCCAAGAGAAUUGAAGCCAUCCUUGAUGAUUGCACCGAACCCUGGGGAGUGCGUGUCGAGCGGGUGGAAGUUAAGGAGAUUAUUCUGCCCGACCAGCUGCGGCGAGCUCUGGCUGUCGAACAGGAGGCGCUGCGGGAGGCAAAGGCCAAGGUAGCGGCUGCUUUUGGAGAGAGAGACGCUGUCAAAGCGCUAAAGGAAGCUGCCGAUAUAAUGGAAACAAAUCCCAUUGCUCUGCAAUUGCGUUAUCUGCAAACGCUCAACACAAUCUGCAAUGACAAAACAUUGUCCUAUGUGUUUCCCUUCCCAGUUGAUAUCGUCAGAAAGUUGAUGAAGUAAUGUCAGUUUCGUUUCGAAUCAAAUGUAUUAAAAAAUUAUCUCUCCCAUUACACUUUAAGACCAAUAUAGCAAAAUGUUUUCCAACAACCACAGCUAACUUAGGCCAGCCAAAUUAUACUUCCAAAGUAUGAUUCUAACGGUUCUCUGUCGCUGCAGUGCGUCCAGAUUAUAUCAGAUUACAAAUCAAAGCUAGUCUUGUAGAAAAUUGAUUCACCUAUUGGAUAAAGUUAUAUGCGCAGUGUUGAGGGUUCAAACUAUC
Molecule: messenger RNA, 1278 nt
Organism: Drosophila obscura
Lineage: Eukaryota; Metazoa; Arthropoda; Insecta; Diptera; Drosophilidae
Product: band 7 protein AGAP004871
Exons: 3
Coding region: 87-1019 (310 amino acids)
Cellular component (GO): plasma membrane
Source: RefSeq, a predicted model, not a curated record